CUACCAGUCUGGUCUGAAUCGGAUCCGCGUUUACUUCUUGCACAAUUGGUUAGGAGUUAGGGUGGGUGGUUUGGUGGAGUGUGGAGGAAGGGAUCGUUAUCGUCAUCGUCUUCGUGGUCAUCGUGGUGGUGGCUGUCCUGUGCUAGACCUAAAAAAAAAUGGCAUUGCAGAGCAUUUGUAGCAAUUCCCUCCUUACAAAGUCGGUGGUGUAUUGGCCAGCCGCCUCCUCUUCAUCAUCGGCAUGGUCAUCGUCGUCGUCGUCUUGCUGUUCGUACAGCAAUUUAAUGCUAUGUAAUAAAAAAGGGAAGUGGAGGAGAAGGGAAGGGCGUAGUGGGGGAGUGAUAUGUGCGGUGGACCGUAACAGCAACAGCAAAAGCAGUAAUAGCAGUAGCAGUAGCAAUAGCAACAGCAGCAAAAGCAGCGGCGAUGGGAAAAAAGGGGGAGGAGUCCCCAACUCCAAUUAUGUGGUGCCGAUGGACAAGUCCUUUUCCUUAGCAAACUCCUCUUGCAUCACUCGCCCUCUAGCUGAAAUUCUCCGAGACCUCAACAAGAGGAUCCCUGAAAAUAUCAUCGGAACUCCCAACGACAGCACUACCAUCAUCCCCUGGUACCAUGCAAACCGAAUGAUGAGCUUCUAUGCUCCUGGAUGGUGUGGGGAAAUACGGGAUGUUAUUUUCUCUGACAAUGGAAGUGUAACCGUUGUUUACCGCGUAACAAUUCGAGGAUCUGAUGGAGAGGCACACCGUGAGUCAUCCGGAACAAUCUCAUCCACUGAUGGGCUCAUUGUAGAUCCAGUUGCUGCCGCAGAGGAAAUAGCUUUCUGCAAAGCAUGUGCUCGGUUUGGCCUUGGACUGUACUUGUAUCAUGAAGAAUAAGUGCAAAAGAUGGUGAAUAGGUGCCCUUCCCUCUAUCUAUCAACGUUUUGUUUAAUUUGUUGAAAAAUUACAUAUACUUGCCCUUUCAAUUUUUGUAAAUAUCUAACAGGUAAGAAUUGGUCAUUCAGUAUUUUCAGAUCGUCCACUCUAGAUUAUGGGAAACAAGUUACUAAUUGUUAUUUCCAGAAUUUCAUAAUUACUUAUACAUACUGGACCACUAUUUUCGUA
This is a messenger RNA of Ziziphus jujuba (common jujube), 1103 nucleotides long. Its product is annotated as DNA repair RAD52-like protein 2, chloroplastic. Gene Ontology annotation, molecular function: DNA binding. The transcript is spliced from 4 exons. NCBI's taxonomy places the organism in Eukaryota, Viridiplantae, Streptophyta, Magnoliopsida, Rosales, Rhamnaceae. Gene Ontology annotation, biological process: double-strand break repair via homologous recombination. Bases 159 to 875 code for a protein of 238 amino acids. The record is from RefSeq and is a predicted model, not a curated record.